AUGCAGUACGGCAUAAUUGACAAGCUCGCUCAGCCACCACAGCAACCGCCGCAGCAAGAACUGCACCCGCCACAGCAAGGCCCGCAUCCGCCGCAGCAAGGCCCGCACCCGCCGCAACACCCGCCGCAACACCCGCCGCAGCAUCCACCGCCGCAGCAAGAACCGCAUCCGCCGCAGCAAGAUCCGCAUCCGCCGCAGCAAGGCCCGCACCCACCGCAGCAUCCACCGCAGCAUCCACCGCAGCAAGGCCCGCAGCCACCACAGCAACCACCACAGCCGCCGCAACAACCUCCACAGCAAGACAUCCUGCUAAAUUUCUUCGCGAAAACUGAUAGAGAGAUAUGUAGCCACGUUUGGCAUCUCUCGAGGUCAUCAUCUGCAGCGUCGCCGUGGCUCUUCAUACCCAUAGUCAUAUUAUUUAUUGCAUUAUGUGGUACAAAUGAAGGCCUUCAACCUGCUCAUGGAUGA
Molecule: messenger RNA, 468 nt
Organism: Hyposmocoma kahamanoa
Lineage: Eukaryota; Metazoa; Arthropoda; Insecta; Lepidoptera; Cosmopterigidae
Product: proline-rich proteoglycan 2-like
Exons: 3
Coding region: 1-468 (155 amino acids)
Source: RefSeq, a predicted model, not a curated record